Chroicocephalus ridibundus (black-headed gull) is the source of this 9159-nucleotide messenger RNA. RefSeq names its product zinc finger DHHC-type palmitoyltransferase 15 (gene ZDHHC15). The transcript is spliced from 12 exons. The record is from RefSeq and is a predicted model, not a curated record. Gene Ontology annotation, molecular function: palmitoyltransferase activity. Lineage: Eukaryota; Metazoa; Chordata; Aves; Charadriiformes; Laridae. Bases 65 to 1063 code for a protein of 332 amino acids.
GCCCGGCCCGGCCCCGCCCCGCCGCUCAGCCGAUGCCCGAUGCGGGCCGGGGCUGAGGCGAGGGAUGGCUCUGUCGCGGGGGCUCCGGUGCUGUCAGCGGGCCUUCGCCUGGCUGCCCGUCCUCAUCAUCGCCCUCGUCGUCCUCUGGUCCUACUACGCCUACGUCUGUGAGCUGUGCUUGGUGACACUGAGCAACCCUGUGGAAAAAGUGGCCUAUCUUAUAAUAUUCCAUAUUCUCUUUGUACUCUUUGUGUGGACAUACUGGAAGUCUAUUUUUACACUCCCGGUGCAGCCAGGCAAAAAGUAUCAUAUGUCCUAUGCUGACAAAGAACGCUACGAAAAUGAAGAAAGGCCGGAGGUGCAGAGGCAAAUUCUCGCUGAAAUGGCAAGGAAGUUGCCAGUGUACACGCGAACGGGGAAUGGAGGUAUUCGAUUCUGUGAUAGAUGCCAGCUAAUAAAACCUGAUCGUUGUCACCAUUGUUCCGUUUGUGCUAUAUGUGUGCUAAAAAUGGAUCAUCACUGUCCGUGGGUGAAUAACUGCAUUGGAUUUUCUAACUACAAAUUCUUUCUACUGUUCUUAGCCUAUUCUUUGUUGUAUUGCUUGUAUAUUGCUGCAACAGUCUUCAAGUAUUUCAUUAAGUAUUGGACAGGUGAACUGACAAAUGGGCGUUCCAAAUUUCAUGUCCUUUUCCUUCUCUUUGUGGCAAUCAUGUUCUUCGUAAGCCUUAUGUUUCUGUUUGGCUACCAUUGUUGGCUCGUUAGUAGAAACAGAUCUACUUUAGAGGCUUUCUCAGCUCCAGUGUUUCAAAAUGGCCCAGAUAAAAAUGGAUUCAAUCUUGGCUUUGUAAAGAAUCUUCAGCAAGUGUUUGGAGAGGAAAAAAAGCUCUGGUUACUACCUGUUGCCUCUAGCCAAGGCGAUGGACACUUUUUCCCGAUGAGAGCUUUGUGUGAAGCUCAGAAUCCUCUCCUAGCAAACGAAGAGCAGUGGGAAGAUGAUGGAAUAGACGAAGAGCCUCAUGAUUCCGGUGAAGCUUCAUCCCUUGCCAUAGAAAGGGAGACAUAGCAGUUUGAAAAUGCAGCAGUAUAAAGCUUGUUCAGAAAGCUUUCCUCUCAGGCGUCAACAUCCCUUCUCUUGGCAUGGACUUCAGUUUUGAGGGGCAGAAAACAAGUGGAUCUUCAAGAUGAGAAAACAUGAAGUAUCGUCUGAUUGGAAUCUGCAUUCUAGAGUGCUUCUCCAGAAAUCACGCUAUCCAGAUGUUUCAGGGCUUUAUAAGUUUAAGUUACAGAGUGAACAGAACAGUUCUAUAGAGUGAUUCUGGCCAAUCUUCUUUGGCCUGCUCUCUUUAUUUUAUAAAUAAUAUAUAUUUUUUAUUCAAAAUAGGUAAAAAGUAUUGAUGCAAGGUGUUGUGGUUUAGCCCCAGCUGGCAACAAAGAACCAGGGGGUCUUUUGCUCACUCUCCCUGCCCGCCCCCCCCACCCCUCCCACCUCCUGCCCAGUGGCGGGGUGGGGGGAGAAUGGGAGGAAGCUAUGUACUGGGCAUGGUGACCACUUGACUGGUUAGGGUCAGUUGCUGGGCUCUGUCCUGUCCCAGUUCCUUGUGAAUAUUAACCCUGUCCCCGCCAGAACCAGGACACGAGGGCAUUUCCAAAGGCCUUUUCAUUUUGUAAGCAUCAGGGACUCAAGCUGUUGAAAUUCUUCCAAGCCAUAAUAUUCUUGGGGAUGGUAUUUAUUUUGAGACUGAUUCUCCACCUACUCUGACAAGUAACAUUUUCUAAUGUGUUUAAAGUUCUGUCUGAGUCAGUUCAACUCAAUGAGAGACAGACCCUCUUAAAUUUGGCACUAAAUUGAUAUUUGGAUAUAAGUGUGUUGAAAGAAAAAGUGCUGAAGAUGCAUAUAUACACGUGCAGCUGUGUGCAAAAAUAAUAUACUCACAUUGGCACUGUCAAGAUUCAAGAAUAUUGUGGCCAUAGAUUUUUUUUUUUUUUUUUUUUUUUACAUUUUUUUAGGAGGGUGUAACUGUCUUAGAGUUUGAGUUAUAGGUCCCUUUAAGCCCAAUCCUACUUGCAGGCACCUAAAAUGCAAAAGGGAACUUUAGACACUUUGCAUUAAUUCCUAAGGCUACAACUCAUUCCUGGAUCAGGUUUGAUGGAAAUUUAUGUGUUUAUGGAGUCAGAAAGGAAGAUGUAAAUUCAAAACACGUGAGUUGGAAAUGUGCACUGAAAGUUUAGCUCCAACAGUAGUGUUUGGAGUUUAUGCUCCACAAAGGUGGUUUUAGUCCCAUAAUGCUGAGAAGAUGAUUCACGUAUUGAAUUUUUUCAAACUUGUUCCUAAGUAAAUGUAAUGACUGGUGGUUUAAAGGUUUUUCAGCACUAAGAGGUGAUCAGAAUUUUUCUUCAUUUUGCUCCAUUUGCAGUCAAAGGAACGUAUCACUGUUUUUAUUCUGUGGAAUGGAACUGAGAGUUUGCUGGCAGGAUUAUACGCAUUUUUCUAGACCUGAGUCUUUUUUAAUCUGCAUGGUUCAGACCUGUCGACUCCAUCACUCAUGUUUGGAUUAGGUGUGUGCUUAAAGCAUUAGUAUACUGCCUUUAAGAUCGUUUCUUACCAUUUUCUAUCGCAUUUUUUUGUUUUUUCAGCCCAUUUGUGUUGACAGUGACUACAGAAGCAGUUGUGCAUGUCAUGAGAAAUUACCUGGGAAGUAUCUGUUUGGUGACAAAGGCCUUGCCUACGUACUAAACUCUUUUUUCCUCUGUUUGCUCUGCUGUUGCUACCAGUGGAAAUGUGUUUGUGAGACGGAAGAGAGUCUUGCAGUGAUUUUCUGUCUGUAAGAGUAGAUGUUUAUCUGCCCGGUAUAAGCAGUGCCCUGCAGACAGGUAUUUUAUACGUCAGCCUCCGUAGCUCGGUGUGGAGCAGGCAGCAACCUCUGUAAAAUGUCUUAUUGCUGAAGUUCAGUAGUUAGGAGUCAGGGUGGGCUCUCCCAGGCUCAGUGUGUGUCACUCGCUCUUCUCCUCAGAGCGGAACUGAACACCCUGAAUCUUACUGCUUCAGCCACCCUCACCACGUCCAUCGGGGGGUUCUGUCACCUAACGGCUGGUGAGUGCUGAAACUUAUUUUUCCUGUCAAUCGAAACCUGCAUUUCUAGUGUCAGUCUCGUGGGGGACCUUAAGCUGUGUUUGGUGAAAGAUGGCAGUAGAAUUAAUCACCUUGUUUCUAGCAAAAUGUGUUCUGGAGGGGGCUCUUGGGAGGAAUAUGGCAGCUAAACACGAUAGGAAACCUGUGGGAAUUUAGCACCAACAGAGGUGCUGUUUGUGCCUUUUAAAACUCUAAAUUCCUUGUAUAGAAACCCAGGAAGAUGAGUCGGUGACUUUCUGUUCCAUUCUGUCAACUGAAGUGUAUUUAAGAUGGGAGUAUCAGAGCUGUGUCUGAAGCCGUAUGGAUUUUCAGGAGUUUUCGGAGCAGGUUCUUGUAUCCUGUCUGGAUUUGGUUCUGUUUAUAGCCGUGUCGUUAUUUCAGUGUCGCUUCUCUGCCCAGCAGCAGCCGAGUGACCAACAGGAUCCGCAGUCUGUAUCCCCGCCGGCUGUCUAGCUGUACACUCUUCAUUAGGUACUGUAUGAAAGCAAGUUUUGUCUUCUAAUUAUUAUUAAAACAGCUGUCUGUGAUAACGCAGCUAUCCAGCUCAGGUUUAGAAACAGUUUUAAGGGUUUCCAAGUAACUGACUCUUAUUCAGUAACUUUUCUUGUAAUUCGUUUUGGCUGAUUUUUCCCAUUCCUUCCAAGCAGCUCGGCCUCCCUUGGUUAUAACAAACUCUUGUCCAGGUAGAAACCAGAAAUAGUUUGGUAGCUUCGGAACCACUUCAAAUCAAUGUAGUCGCGUCCAAUUUUUUGAAAGGUUCAGAAUGAAACAUGAAACAAAUAGAAAAGUUGUGUAAAAAUGAGGCAGAACAAAAUAUGGAAAAAACAUGUGCCUGAGUGACUGAACAAGAGUCCAUUUUGUUCUCUUCUGCUUCCUUAAAGGCGAUAUCCUUAGGCUGCGCCUGGCACUGGUUGUGUUUCUGCUGCGUCCCAGUGCCACAGCACAGUCGGGCAGUUCCUUGGCAUCCCGUGGUUCAAGCUGGGCGCAGAAGCUGCCCCGGGAGGUGGGUGUCCGGGGACACGGCACCAGCCUGGCGUUUGCUGAAGACAUCAUGUGUCUGGGCUCUUCAAGGCAGCACGUAAAUGAACAGUCGGGUCCCUGUGGGGCAACUUAGUGUUUCGCAAAACACUGAUGCUGAGAUGUUUUUGCUCAGUGCAUUAUUGCAGCUGAUGCUGCAGACAUGAUCGCAGGUGGCCUACUAAGGAGAAUACGGUUUUUCCAAUUAGUAUUUUUCUCCUUUAAAAAGGCUGUUAACUGGAGAUCUGGGCAGCGUAAAGGCAGUAAUUUUGAGUGCACCCCCUGCUACCUUUGGUUUUAAAGCUGGGCUGCUCUUUUUAAAUUGACUUUAUUUUUUCCCUAGCUUCUGAAAGAAAGUUGCAUAUAAAGUAUGUGAUAAAUGCAGGAUGCGUAAAGUCUGUUGAAUAUGCUAGGUAAAUACACUGGAAAAUAGAAAAAUAGAAAUUCCUCAGGCUGCCUGUAGUCACUGCCACAAGGUAGCAAAAGAGAGAAAGUAUUCGGCCAAGUGCAUGAUAGAUUUUUUUUUUUUUUUUUAAACACACAAAUAGUUCUUUAAGGGGUACACCCACUACAUCUCCCGUGUUUUACAUCCCUCUAAUCCUCACCCAGAGGCUCUCCCCAUCAUCACUAGCUGUAAGGGCUGUGCAGUCAAACCUCUCCCUUACCUGUAGCACGACACCACCUCUCCUGCCCUGCCUGUCCCUCCGGAGCCAACUGUAGCCCUCCAUCCCAGCGCUCCAGCUAUGGGACUCGUUCCACCAGCUCUCACUAAUACCAGUGGUGUCGUAGCUCUUGGAGCUGACCAAUGCAUCCAGUGCAUCCCAUUUGUUUCUCGUACUGCCUGCCUUGUGGUACAGGUGUUUCAGAUGCGCUCCUGAGCCCUCCGUGCGCCCAGGAGAGUGUCAGUGGUCCCACUAGGAUUGCCACCUUGUGAGGUUUACUGUUUCUACCUAGUUAGGUGCUGUAAAUCCAGCUGCACCCAAAAAAUUUGGUAAACUAAGGUUUGACUCUCAGUUCUGAUGCCGAUUUAAGUUGUGUGACUGUAGUGCUCGUUAAGCUGUGUAACUGCAGGCUGGGGCAAUGUGGAAGCAGCAGGGCAACUGUCUCAACCCCAUCCUGGGGGCUGUGUUCUCUGGGUUAGCAUCAGAUCUACGCUACAGAAUAAAGCAGAAAAGUGCUUUUCAGCUCAGGGUCAGAAACAGCUUUUGUCCUUAGUGGAUCUCGUACUGCCAGCAGAGCUGCAGAUGUAGGGGCACCUGUAUUUAGAGAAGAAUAACUUUGUUGGCUUAGCUUAAAGUAGCCAGGGGAGGUGCGUCUGGCUGCUGGCGGGACAGCGCUCUUCACACGGCCACAAGGCUGCUCGGUAGUGCAGACUAGGUUAUUCUGAUGAGACCGUGGAAGCUGGAAUAGGGACCACCAGAUGCUGUCUGUAAUUUUAGCAACAGUCAUCAGGUAUUAAUGCACGUAGCUUAAGUUGACAGCCAGCGUUGCAGGUGUCAGAGACUCACCAGGAGCACCUCUGGAAGUGUUGAACACAGACACCAUUUUGUUAGCUUGAAUCAGGGCACGGAAGUGUGAGUUCCACCCAGGUACAGCGUGUCCUACCAUGCCUUUGGCCUGUUUGUUGUUUGUAUUUCAGCAUUUUAGAAAUGUAUUUCACAUCCUUCACGUGCGUGGGGACUUUCUUUGCUGUAAACAACUUUUCCAAGUGGAUGUCGUUGUGUGAAAGAGGAACGCUCUUGCUGGAUUUUGCCAUGAUACCUGCCCCGACUCUGUCUCAUCCCUGUACUCCUGGGUUAAUGCUCCACAGCAACCGACACCCACCGCCGCACGUGCUCCCCCUUCUCUCCCUUUUACAUUCAGGUACACUGUACUCUUAAAAAAAAUAUAUAUAAAUGAAUAGAAAAAACAUCAUAUUGAUGUUUCCAUGGAUAGUGUUGUGGCAAGUCCUCUCCUUGGCCAGCAAGUCCUGUCUGAGGAAUUAGGGCUUCUGGUAAGCCUCACUGCACUGAAAUUUUGUGUUGUCUCUUGCUGAAUUGGUACAGUAUCUUUUGGGCUAGAAUAAGAUUGUAUUCCUUUAAACAGGAAGCAGUACUGUAUGUUUUUAGUAGGCUGUACCUCAUGCGUGUGGUGUACUGUCAUUGAUGGGAACCGGGAAGCUUCCUCAGAGCCCUAGAGCCACGAAUGUUUGCUUCCUGGAACAAACCAGAAAUGUGAUUCAGCAAAAUCUAUACUAGCUGUAGGUUUUUUAGUUUUGUAUGCUGGUGUGGACUCAAAGCACAACUUAGUAUUAGUUACCAAACCUGACGCAUAAAGUCUGUAACAUAAUAUGAAUGUAAAGUGUCAGGGGAAAAAAAAGAAUUUGCCUUUUCUUUCCCGAAGGCGGAUCUAAGGAGUGAUGUGCGAAGACGGACCCGCUGCGUCCCGCACAGCCAUCAUGCCAGCAGAACGGAUCUGCUGUUUGCGUAGCUGGCUCAUUCACGAAAGCGUUGAAUUAGCAGGCUAAGGAGGUACUGUUGACCUUGUUUAUUAAGCCAGAAUUAAUUAACUCAAAGGGUCACAUUUUCAUUUCAGUGACUCCUGUGGUACAAAUUUUUAAAAUUGAUCCAUAGUACUUGAAAAUAGCUUUUACUUAUAUUUUUCCAAUUCUAUCAGCUUCUGUUUUGCUACGGAACACUUGCAAAAAUAAACUCAUUCUGAAACCAUCAGCUGAAGCAUUUGCAUGGUUGAGUGGCUUUUUUUGUGAAAAGUAAUGGUCUGUCCCACAGCUCGGCAGCCACCAGCAUUGCAAGGCUCUGGCAUCGCCACGUACUGCUCCUGCUCAAUGCUUUCUUUCCUUUCCUGCCAAUUAGCAUUGAGAUCAGAGCUGCUGUUACGCAGGUUCAUUCUUGUCCUUUUUCUGUCUCCCUUCGAGAGUUGUUCUUCCUCCUCCUGAAUAUAUAAUUGAAAUAUGAUCAGCUUUCAGCUGUCCGUACUGGAGUUUUUGGAUACUGUUGAGGUGAGUAGGUGUCUUUUUAAGCAGUUGUGCCAGGUUUUAUUUGUAACUAAUCUUAGUGUUUGUCAGGUAUCGGUUUGUGAUUCUCAUCACUCAGGCUCAGCUUGCUUUGCUUGCAGCAGUGGGAUGCAACUUACUACAUUUCUCUCUUUCCUAAAAAUCUUAUUUCUUCAUUUCCUGGCUUCAGUUUGGAAUGUAAACCUUGUGAAAUAAAAUGUUUACAUUUCAGAUAAGCCUAUAAGUUGGUAAUGCUUUCAUGCUGCUUAAAAUAUUUUUUUGUGUAUGAGGUUUUAAGAUUUACGGUAGCUUUUGUAAAACUUCAGCGGGUAACAGCCACUGUUUUAAGGGAAAAAAAAAAAAAAAAAAGGCAGACGAGUGAUGUUAAGGAGGGGAAAAGAAAAAACCCAAGCAAAAAAAACCAAGAAAAAGGAGAAAAAGGACAAAGGGGAUUGUCUUUGCUUCUUACUCCGAUCGUGCUUAAGAAGAAAUGCCUGCUUGCAUCAAAGGCUGGUGCCGAACAGCUCAUAAAACAUGCGGGUACUUUACCUGAAGGCAUUCCUGCUGUUCCCAUACUUACUAGACUUGAACUUUUCUUGAGCUAAAUCUGGGGCUAAAUCCCACGGGAAGCCUGGAAACGAACCAGCCAGCCUGGCUCCCCGUUUCCUUGCUGAACUGGGGAAGGGGUGUGCUGCACCAUCGCAGAUCAGCACUUCCCUUUGUGAGAGAAACAAAAACCUUGGGGAUUCUUGAAAGUGUUGGUGUAAUAUAUUUUUUUCCUGCCUUUUUCCGGGGGCUCCAAGAUGUGUAGGAGAGAGAAAUUCCUCCUAGCAGCACCUGGUAUCCUGCUGUCAUGAACGGCCUGGGCUGGUGCAGAGGUGGCUUCCCCUGAGGAGGAGGCAGGGGGUUUCAUGAUGAAGAGCUUGUGCGAGGAGGUAGGUGGAACCUGUUGUGCUGUUCGGAAUCAACUCCGUGUGCAGGCAUUCUUCUUCUGCAGCCAUUACAUGAGCGCGUAGCUUCCUGCUGUACUCCCCAACAGGCUAAGCUAUUCCAGAGUCGUUCCCAACUGCACUGUUGGAGCAGGGAACUUCUAACAGCUUCCCUUUCGCUAGUAAUAUACAAAAUAGAAAAAUCACGUUAUUUUAUAAAUUACUCCAUCUGUCCGGCUGUUUUUCAUCUGAAAGUGACUUCUUUAUGUUUGUUGUGAAAACGGGUUCCUUUAAAUCUCAGGAUCAGGUAAUGGCAGUAUGUUAGAAUUCAGCAUUAGGAGGUUUUUACCUUGUUUCGAAGCAGGUUUCACUCCCUGAUGUUUUGAGUAGGCAGGGAAACUCGUGCCGAGUAGAACAUUAACUGCCAGAGCCGUUCUGGAAUCGGACGGCUCUGUUUGGGAACCAACGUACUACCUCUUCCACUGGGUCAGAACUCCCCGCCGCAGUGGAAUGCCCUUUUCCUCUCAAGGAAGGCUGGCUUUGUGAGCUGUGCCAAUAAUUGCUAAAUCAUCCGAAACAGUAAUGCAAAUUUCAUUGUAGUGAUUUGUUAUUACAUUCAGCUGCUUUUUAGAUAGAUUGGUAUUUGUAAGUAUCUUGCGUACAAUCAACGCUGUCCGGUUCAGUUAAGGACGUGCCACUCAGAGCUGUGUUGUUUAAUACUGAUUCGUCACCCCUUAAUUUAAUAGGAAGCAUUUUCCAGUGAAUGUCACGAAGGGUCUGCUGACAACAUCUGGGAUGUUUAGUCGGGUUCAGUUUAAUGCUGCUGCCAGCAUUGAGACCUUUGAUAUCAAAUGGGUUUUUACAAAAGCUUUGGAUACUCGUUUUUACUGUCGGACAAACAUUCUGUCUUUAUUAUGAAUGCUUUGUGUAUGUUUCACUAACAUUUUCCAAGUGUUUGUAUAGUUUCUACAGCUGAAUAUCCUGUACCUUCUGCUUUGUCAUUUUCUAUUAUGGUUUAUACUAGAGAGCCUGCACGGGUUAUACUGUGCUGCAGGCAAGGUUCGCAUUAAAACCAUUUUUGGCUAAUUUAC